AGUUUCCCUGUCCUUGGCUAUAGCUGUGCCAGAUCUACUCCUGACCUGUACCAGCUGUCAUCUAUCUCUCACCCUCAGAACCCUGUCUCCUCCCUCUCAAUGGCUCACAUCGCAAGCUGCAUGCUCGAUGUUGAAGGCGAGUCCGCCAACCCGCCGUAUAUAGCGAAGCCGCCCUCCCCACUACCCCCAAUGGACCCGACACAACAAGCAGCAUCAUCAUCAACAGAUCACAAGCCCUUCGUGUGGAGGAUGCACCACCCGGAGACCCGGAAGUACCAGCUCUUCCCAAAGGACCGUCAGCAACGGCCACCAAACAAGAGCCUCGACCCCGAGCAAGCCUUCGCCCUCGCCAUGGGACAGAACGACAAGACAGAGAAGCUCUGCAGCAGCAGUAGCGGCUCACUCCGGCUGCGCAUCAAGGAACACAAUCUCAUUAGACGGCGCAAAGUGAGCAUUCCCGAGUUGGGCCCCAUGACGACGGUCCAAGAAAUUCCCAUGGAUUCACCCACUAUCCCGGGGCGCCCACCGCUUCAUGAGAGAUCCGUCAGCGCACCCGGACACCACAUUAAGCCGCACCAGUCGAACGGAUCCGUCUCAUCGAUUGCCGCAGCCGACGCCGAUAGAUCUGGUUACACGACUCCGGCUCGCUCACCGGAACGACACCAACGAUCCACCUCCGAAAGCCAGACUCCCCGCCAACCCACCUCACCGAAGCAACUGGCACCUCUCGUCAUCCCUACUCACAUUGGCAACGUGCCUCGUCUUGCCAGACAAAUCUCCCACAACCGCAUGCGAUCCGGCAGCACCGACCAAGACUCUGUCCAGUCUUCUUCCCGCGCCGAUGAUUCACCUAGAUCACUUGCUCGAACUCCGUAUACGCCCUUGACCGCUUCUACGGCCCUCACGACUCCGCUGUCCGCCUGCCCUACUUUCCUGUCCGCUACAACUCCCGUAUCCGCUCCUAUUAUGGAGGAAUGUAGUUCGACGAAGCUUUGGGAGAUCAAAGAUGCAGCUACUCCCGUUCAGGCCAAGAACGAGAAUUCGGCAUCACCUGCCACCGAUGGUACAUCAAAGUCGUUCAUUCACAGCCACCGGAGGGGCCAGUCCGAGUCUGACAGUAUUAUGGACCGGGGACGGCCACGGAAGCGAAGUGAUGUGCGAAACAACAACGGCCACCUUCUUAAGCGAAGCUGCUCAACACGCAACAAGAGUGCUGAACGUCGGGCUUUCGAAGAGCUGCCCAGUGGAUGGCGAGCCGGUGAUGCACCCAGCCACAUUGAGCAAGACGAACUCUCAGCUUUGCAAAAGCAGGCCUUUGGACAAGUUUCACGGUUUGAGGUGCUGAGGAAGGAGGAUGUCGAGUUCCUUUCAAGGGAACUUCGUCAGCUCGAUGAGCGAACUGAGUAUCUACGCCGCACCUACAACUCUCUGCGAGCUGGUCGGCGCAAUUUGCACUCUCGCAUCUGCCAGUACCUCCGUUCUCCUCGUACGGCCAGGUUCAGCACAGACUCGAUGCUCAAGCAAGAGGAAGCUCUCGCUGAGCUCGACACGUCGAUUGACGACUGGGUGAACAAGCUGGAACAGGCGGAGAACCGUCGCACACGGGUACGCCAAAAGCUUCUGGAACAUGUCGCUGCUGCGGCUACUCUCCCCACUCCCGCCGCAAAGGCCGCGAGCGAGUCAUUGCAGCUCGCCAUGGGCAUUCGCCCGCCUCCACCAGUGGGUGUUGGAAACAUCUCCACUCCUCCUCGAAGCCCCGCCAAGAACUCCUUCUCUGCGCACACUGCUAGCAGCUCCCCUUCACCAAAACGGGUCGUCGCCCAAGUUCCCAGCACGAUUGUAGUGCAACCCGUCAUCGAGGAGUCUCCUGUUACCUCGGUUGACAAGCACGCUUCUUCGUUCAGUCACCGUCGCACCGGCAUGGAAAGCAUCCGCAUCUACGCCGACAGCGACGUUUACGCUCUUCUGGCUGAUGUGGAGAAUGAAAUUACCAAGAUGAGCGCCGCGGCGAACCAGGUUGAAGCCACUGCGGGCUUAUCGGAUGACGAGCAAAAGGAGAUCCAUCGGGCUCGUAGCCAUGAGGCUCUCAAUGGUCUUGUUAAUGAGAAGCCCACCGACGCCAAGGACACCGUUCCGUCUCCUCGCGCGCCUUCCCCUCCAGCCAAGGAUAGCCCGGUAGACGGCGAGGCUAUCUUCCUCACUAGUGCCGUCUUCCGAGGCUAG
Molecule: messenger RNA, 2223 nt
Organism: Colletotrichum orchidophilum
Lineage: Eukaryota; Fungi; Ascomycota; Sordariomycetes; Glomerellales; Glomerellaceae
Exons: 4
Source: RefSeq, a predicted model, not a curated record